GUUCAUUUCAUUCUUGCCCUCAUUCCGCGCAUACUUCACAUCGUUGUUAUAUACGCAGAAUUGUCGAGCUCUCGCGCUCCGACAAGAAGAAGAAAAAAAGUGAUCAGCUGGAAAUAAAUCAGAGCGUGCGCUCGAUCCGAUUACUCUGCAUCAGACACAUUUAAAACACUUGAGGUCAGUGCACCUAAAUUUCCCCAGGCUCGGGCUCCGAGAUCCCAGCCGUCGCCAUGGAUCCCAGCAGCUGGAGUGGCAGUGAAAGUGCCGGGGAGGAUAUCGAGAGGAUGAGCGACUCGGCCGAUAAGCCCAUGGACAACGACGCAGAGGGUGUGUGGAGCCCUGACAUUGAGCAGAGCUUCCAGGAGGCCCUGGCCAUCUACCCACCCUGCGGCCGACGGAAAAUCAUCCUGUCCGAUGAGGGGAAAAUGUAUGGUCGUAAUGAAUUAAUUGCCAGAUACAUCAAACUCAGAACGGGAAAAACACGGACGAGAAAGCAGGUCUCCAGUCAUAUCCAGGUUCUUGCCCGGCGGAAAUCCAGAGAAUUUCACUCCAAGCUAAAGGACCAGAGCGUGAAGAAUGAUGCGAUCAGCAGGAUGGCAGCCAUGUCUUCAGCACAGAUCGUCUCGGCCACGGCCAUCCACAGCCGGCUGGGGCUCGCGGGACUCCCACGGGCCACCUUACCUGGGUCCACAGGGAUUUGGCAGGUGCCGACAGGACAGCCUGGUUCCUCACAAGAUAUAAAGCCGUUCUCACAGCAGAAUUACCCCAUCCAGACGGCCACAGCUAUUGCAGCUUACGAGUCCCCCACAGCCCUCACAGCUGCUGUCCCGGUGUGGCACGGGCGCUCUAUUGGCACCUCUAAACUGCGGCUGGUGGAGUUCUCCUCCUUCCUGGAGCAUCAGCGGGACCCAGAUUCAUACAACAAGCAUCUGUUUGUGCACAUCGGCCAGACGAGUUACUCGUACAACGACGCGCUUCUGGAGACAGUGGACAUACGUCAAAUCUACGACAAAUUCCCUGAGAAGAAGGGUGGGCUGAAGGAGCUGUUUGGGAAAGGACCUCAGAACGCCUUCUUCCUGGUCAAGUUCUGGGCCGACCUGAACUGCAACAUCCAGGAGGAUUCUGGGGCUUUCUACGGCGUGACCAGUCAGUACGAGAGCUCAGAGAACAUGACCAUUACCUGCUCCACAAAGGUCUGCUCCUUCGGGAAACAAGUGGUGGAGAAAGUUGAGACGGAGUAUGCUCGGUUUGAGAACGGACGUUUUGUGUACAAGAUCAGCCGGUCUCCCAUGUGUGAAUACAUGAUCAACUUCAUCCAUAAGCUCAAGCACCUGCCUGAGAAGUACAUGAUGAACAGCGUACUAGAAAACUUUACCAUCCUCCUGGUGGUGACGAACAGAGACACUCAGGAGACCCUGCUGUGCAUGGCCUGCGUGUUCGAGGUGUCAAACAGCGAGCACGGCGCUCAGCAUCACAUCUACAGACUGGUCAAAGACUGAGGCUCCCGACUCACACCAGUAACACUAACAGCAGU
Rhinichthys klamathensis goyatoka is the source of this 1531-nucleotide messenger RNA. It is a transcript of the gene tead1a, whose product is annotated as TEA domain family member 1a. The transcript has 12 exons. NCBI's taxonomy places the organism in Eukaryota, Metazoa, Chordata, Actinopteri, Cypriniformes, Leuciscidae. The record is from RefSeq and is a predicted model, not a curated record. The coding region runs from base 228 to 1496 and encodes 422 amino acids. Gene Ontology annotation, molecular function: DNA-binding transcription factor activity, RNA polymerase II-specific; RNA polymerase II cis-regulatory region sequence-specific DNA binding. Gene Ontology annotation, biological process: regulation of transcription by RNA polymerase II; embryonic organ development; hippo signaling. Gene Ontology annotation, cellular component: transcription regulator complex.